UGGAAGCGCUGAUGGAAGAAUAAACGUGGACAUCAUACAUCGAGCGCGGAUGGCGGCAAAUGCAAUAGUUCUGGAACGUUAGGAGUUGCGAUGAAAGGGAGUGGUUGACCGGGUGGGCUGGUUGCGAGUUCACCACGCAAUUGGGGGAUGGAAGCGAGCAUAGCACUCGGCGUCAUCUUCGCUGCCUUAGAGCAAGCAUGCUCAGGGCAUAAAUACACCACAUUACCUCCCUUCCCUCCCCUUGCAGUCCCCAAACACACAGGCUAUCUACCCAGAAACAGCAGGCCUCCCAUCCGUCUUGAAUCCAGACACAGACAGCCAGCCCAACCCAACGAAACCCAACCAAACGUCCAUGAUAACGAAUCACCCAAUGCACUAGCGGCACUUCUCGAGACAAUCUUAGCACAUGCUAGCAGCUGUCGCCCCUGAGCCUAGCGAUGGGUCGUAGCGACUUAGAGGAAGAGGAUGGCGUGCUUCUUGUGUCGCUUGAUCAGACCUCACCAUGGCACAGGAGGCUGGUUC
Parathielavia appendiculata is the source of this 522-nucleotide messenger RNA. RefSeq lists its product as uncharacterized. The transcript has a single exon. Bases 148 to 429 code for a protein of 93 amino acids. Lineage: Eukaryota; Fungi; Ascomycota; Sordariomycetes; Sordariales; Chaetomiaceae. The record is from RefSeq and is a predicted model, not a curated record.